AUGGAGCACCUACAUAAUGGAAACUCCUCAUCGUCUCACAGCUCAGUCAACACAGAGCUCAUGUCUCGGACUGGCUACACAGUAAUGGCCAUUAUCAUGGGUGUGUUCUCUGUGGCGGGGAUCGCCCUCAAUGUCCUGGUGAUCGUGGUGACAAUAAGACACAGAAAGCUGAGGCAGCCACUCAGCUAUGCCCUGGUGAACUUGGCCAUAUGUGACCUGGGCUGUGCUGUAUUUGGAGGUCUGACCACCACAGUAACGAAUGCCAUGGGAUAUUUUAGCCUGGGACGUGUGGGCUGUGUGUUAGAGGGCUUUGCUGUUUCCUUUUUUGGUAUAGCGGGUCUGUGCACAAUAGGAAUAAUUUCUGUUGAACGCUACAUAGUGGUGUGCUAUCCCAUGGGUGCUGUCCUGUUCCAGACCAGACACGCUGUUGCUGGAGUGCUGCUGUCCUGGCUGUGGUCGUUUGUGUGGAACACUCCACCUCUGUUUGGUUGGGGAAGUUUUGAGCUGGAGGGCAUUAAGACCUCCUGCGCUCCUAACUGGUACAGCCGGGAUGUCGGGAACAUGUCCUACAUCAUCAUAUACUUUUCACUUUGCUUUGCCGUGCCCUUCUCCAUUAUCAUUGUGUGUUACUCACAACUCUUGUGGACCCUCCACAAGGUGACCAAACUGCAGAUUUCUGAUGCUGGCAGCACAAAUCGUCUGGAGGGGCAGGUGGCACGUAUGAUAGUGGUGAUGGUGUUGGCUUUCCUAGUGACCUGGCUGCCAUAUGCUGCCAUGGCACUUGCUGUCAUAAUGGACUCAAGUUUAUAUAUUGACCCCAUCAUCGCUACCAUACCUGUCUACUUUGCUAAAAGCAGCACUGUCUACAACCCCAUCAUAUAUAUUUUCAUGAACAGACAGUUUCGAGGAUACACUAUUUCCACUGUCCUGUGUGGAUGGAACCCGUGGGCCUCAGAUUCAGAAAUUACUGAAGGCGAAAACACGAUGGCUUCUUUCAUCAAGAGCCAAAGAGUCUCAACUAAAGAAUCUUUGAAAGAAUAA
Perca flavescens (yellow perch) is the source of this 1041-nucleotide messenger RNA. It is a transcript of the gene parapinopsina, whose product is annotated as parapinopsin a. The record is from RefSeq and is a predicted model, not a curated record. Gene Ontology annotation, cellular component: membrane. NCBI's taxonomy places the organism in Eukaryota, Metazoa, Chordata, Actinopteri, Perciformes, Percidae. The transcript has 5 exons. Gene Ontology annotation, molecular function: G protein-coupled receptor activity. Bases 1 to 1041 code for a protein of 346 amino acids. Gene Ontology annotation, biological process: visual perception; G protein-coupled receptor signaling pathway.